AGAUUCCUGUACCAGGAUGUGAUGCUGGAGAACUUUGCACUUUUAGCAUCACUGGGUAAGGUUCUCAUACCCACCCAUCUAACUUUUUCCUUUUCUCCAGGAGCUGCUCUGUUCUUCCCAUGGUUGGAUCAUGAGCACUGCUUUCCUUCACUGGUUUCCUGGAGUAGGUGCCGUGGAUGCCAGUGCUAAGCUGUGUGGACUAUCAUCACUUCUUGCUGAGCACCCCUGAAACCACGCAUCCCAGGGUUUGGGGUCACAAGACUUAUGAUUUUCCCAGUGGAGCUAAUAAGGAAUUGCAUUUUCCAGAUCACAUGUAAUCAUGCAACUAAAGGAAGGGGAAGAGCCCUCGGUUCCUGCCCAAAUGAAUGUGACUCCAGCCACAGAAAGAGAGGCCCUGAGGGGACCUGGACCUGGUUGUUGGCACGGAGUGGAGGAUGAGGAGGUGUCCUCUGAGCAGAGUGUUUCUGUAGAAGAAGUGUCACAGAUUAUGAUUCCUAUGACAGAACUGCAGACCCACCCAUGUGACAUAUGUGACCCAGUAUUGAAAGAUAUCUUACACCUGCCUGAAUACCAAGAGGACAAAUCCAGGCAGAAACCAUACUCAUGUGGGGCAUGUGGGAAGGAAUUCUGGUUCAGUACAAACUUUGACCAGCACCAGAAGCAGUCUGGUGAAGAGAAACCAUUUCGAGGUGAGGAGGUCAGAGACUCUGUGAAAAGCUGCAGAGUCCAUGUGCCAGAGAAGACCCUCACACGUGGGAAAAGUGAGACGAACUUUUUAGCCAUGUCUGGUUAUCUUCCGCACCAGGCCCCUCACAGCAGAAUGAAACCCCAUAAGAGUACCGAGCUUGGGCUGGGCUUUUGCACUGGACAGAGGUAUCACAAGUGUGGUGAAUGUGGGAAAGCUUUCACCCGCAAAGACACACUUGCUCGGCAUCAGAGAAUCCACACUGGGGAAAGGCCUUAUGAGUGCAGUGAAUGUGGGAAAUUCUUUAGCCAAAGCUAUGACCUUUUUAAACACCAGACAGUUCACACUGGAGAAAGACCUUAUGAGUGCAAUGAAUGUGGGAAGUUCUUUAGACAAAUCUCUGGCCUGUUUGAACACAGACGAGUUCACACAGGUGAAAGGCUUUAUCAGUGCAGCAAAUGUGGGAAAUUCUUCAGCAGUAAGUCUAAUCUCAUUCGACACCAAGAAGUUCACACAGGAGCCAGACCUUAUGAAUGCAGUGAAUGUGGAAAAGAGUUCAGUCGCAAACAUACACUUGUUCUGCACCAGCGAACUCACACUGGAGAAAGACCUUAUGAGUGCAGUGAAUGUGGAAAGGCCUUUAGCCAAAGCUCCCAUCUGAAUGUACAUUGGAGAAUUCACAGCAGUGAUUAUGAGUGCAGCAGAUGUGGGAAAGCUUUUAGCUGCAUCUCUAAACUCAUUCAGCACCAGAAAGUUCACUCUGGAGAAAAACCUUAUGAGUGCAGCAAGUGUGGGAAAGCCUUCACCCAAAGGCCAAACCUCAUCAGGCACUGGAAAGUACACAUUGGGGAAAGGCCUUAUGCAUGCAGCGAAUGUGGGAGAGAGUUCAUACGGAAACAGACACUUGUUCUGCACCAGAGGAUUCAUGCUGGAGAAAGCCUUAAGAGUACACUUUGACCAGUGCCCCUAACUUAUUGUGCAUUGGAGAACUAGCCAUCAUUAUGAGUACAAUACAUGUGGAAAAGCCUUCACGCAAAGGCUGAACCUUACCCACUAUGGGAAAGUUCACACUGGAUAUGGGCUUUAGCAGUUCAGGGAAUGUGCUGUCUCUGUUUAGUCUAACAGCUCACCCCAGUGUGGAGCUCUGAGAGUAGCCUUUGUGAGGGAACUGUCAGAAUUGGAACCUCAUGGAUAUGAACAUUCAUAGCUGGGAGAUUUCCUGUGAGCACCAAGUACAUGCGAUGCUUUCAGGAGUUGUGUUGCACUUUCUGAACAGCCUUUGCUGGAGCAGGAGCCAUCUGCCACUACCAUCUGGCAGAAUCAUACUGUGUGUGCCAGUCACCUCAGCAUGCUUAAUUAGAGGCAGAUCUCUAUUCUGUCCCCAGUCCUUGAAAGCAGUUGUAAAUGAUCUCACAGCUCUUCGGGGGUCCUCGUUCCCUCUCUUUUGACGUAAACAGCAUGGAUAUAAUAAGCUUUGUUCCAAGAGGACACAAGAACGUUCAGCAGGUAGCUUGUAGAGGCUUACGUUCAUGGAGUUUUUGGUUUCAUGUAAUGCUUAUACAGUCUCCAAGUCACCCAGCCCUGGAACUGCCUGCCUCACAUUCCUCAUGUUUUUAUGAUAAUAAAGGCCUGUUAUUUAAGACACCUUUAA
This is a messenger RNA of Carlito syrichta (Philippine tarsier), 2336 nucleotides long. RefSeq names its product zinc finger protein 671 (gene ZNF671). The record is from RefSeq and is a predicted model, not a curated record. NCBI's taxonomy places the organism in Eukaryota, Metazoa, Chordata, Mammalia, Primates, Tarsiidae. Bases 320 to 1642 code for a protein of 440 amino acids. Gene Ontology annotation, molecular function: DNA-binding transcription factor activity, RNA polymerase II-specific; RNA polymerase II cis-regulatory region sequence-specific DNA binding. Gene Ontology annotation, biological process: regulation of transcription by RNA polymerase II. The transcript has 3 exons.